UCCCCUCGCCCUCUCGUCGCAUCUCUCCACAGAUCAGAGUCUCGCCCCGUCUUUCCGGCUCCAUCUGUAUCACACCUGUUCUCCUCCGCGGGGCUCUGUCCGUCGCGGCAAACGUCAAUUCGGGCUGCUUGACCAAGUUGGCUUUUUUCUGUCCGUCCUUCUCUCUGCCCACACCAAUCCUGUCUAAGGAGGUCCUGCCCGUGAUGGCAAGGUACUUCGCCCGCCUACUGCGUCAAGCAGCAAGACCAGGUACCUCGCCAUGGCCCGAGUUUCCCCCCCCCAUCCGAGUACUCCAUUGUCUUGUCAUUCCUCGAUGGCAAUAAAUCUUUUCCUUCCUCUGGUCUUGCUUCAACAACAUAUUUAAGGGUUUCCUCCAGAAGAAGAAUCCAGUCUGUUCCGCUUGCUGUCAACCCAGUCUUGAGCAUCUAGAGCCAUAUCAGCAAAGGAUUCCUUUCAUCCCAUCAUAUCACGUUUGUUUUAGUCUUGGUCUUGGUUUAUCUGGAUUUAGCAAGUCUCAACUUUGACUAUCUACCAUCACAAUGGCUGCUGCUGUCGCCACCCCCUACAUUCGGACCGACGGUCACGACCUUGAGCAGACGACCGACUUCGUCGAGGAGGUCAACAUCCUCAAGGACCAGGUCAACAAGCAGCAAGAGGACAUCUACGAGGAGUCCAAGUUCGACCAGGAGAAGGACAAGACGGCCUUCCGCCAGUACGAGGACGCUUGCGACCGCGUCAAGACCUUCUACAAGGAGCAGCACGAGAAGCAGACGGUCGAGUACAACCUCGCCGCCCGUGAAAAGUUCGCCAUCGACCUUACCGGCAAGAAGCCAUGCCGCGAUGAGAUGACCAUCUGGGAGGCCAUGGAGAAGCUCAACACACUCAUCGACAACUCGGACCCCGACACCGAACUGUCCCAGAUCCAGCACCUGCUGCAGACCGCCGAGGCCAUGCGCCGCGACGGCAAGCCCCGCUGGAUGCAGCUCACCGGCCUGAUCCACGACCUCGGCAAGCUCCUCUACUUCUACGGCGCCGAGGGCCAGUGGGACGUCGUCGGCGACACCUUCCCCGUCGGCUGCGCCUUUGACAACCGCAUCGUUCUGCCCACCACCUUUGAGGGCAACCCCGACAACAAGCACCCUGUCUACAGCACCAAGCACGGCAUCUACGAGCCCGGCUGCGGCAUCGAGAACCUCAUGAUCUCUUGGGGCCACGACGAGUACAUGUAUCUUGUCUGCAAGGAGCAGUCCAAGCUGCCCCGCGAAGCUCUCGCUAUGAUCCGCUACCACUCUUUCUACCCCUGGCACCGCGAGGGCGCCUACCGCGAGUUCAUGAAGGAGGGUGAUGAGGACCUCCUCAAGGCUGUCCUCGCCUUCAACCCCUACGACCUGUAUAGCAAGUCGGAUGACGCCCCUACUGUUGAGGAGCUCAAGCCCUACUACAUGGAGCUCAUUGACGAGUACUUCCCCACCAAGGUCAUUAAGUGGUAGAGAUACUGUGUUCUGAAUUGUCGCAUUUACGACCGGUACGAUCUGAGACGGGACAUUUGGCAUAGAAAGCCCUGCGACAGCUUUGGUCGUGCAGAGGCAAGGCGUUUUUUAAUGGGCGGUUCUGAUGGAUACAUCGAUGUGAUUAAGCGGUUCUUGAUGGGGAAUGAUUCUUGGGAGAAAUCGGCCAAGAGGCGUCGACGAGUUGACAGGAAGUCCUCGAAUAACAAAAAAGUCCUUGAGUGGCAUUGAUGAUAAACUGAGCGUUUCAAGGAAGUCUAUC
Molecule: messenger RNA, 1770 nt
Organism: Colletotrichum destructivum
Lineage: Eukaryota; Fungi; Ascomycota; Sordariomycetes; Glomerellales; Glomerellaceae
Product: Putative inositol oxygenase
Exons: 2
Coding region: 540-1490 (316 amino acids)
Biological process (GO): inositol catabolic process
Cellular component (GO): cytoplasm
Molecular function (GO): inositol oxygenase activity; iron ion binding
Source: RefSeq, a predicted model, not a curated record